GUUGCCGCCGCCCGGCUGGCUUGGCCUCGCGGUCCCCGCCGGCCGGAGCGCCAUGGCCCAGCGCGGGGAGGAGCCGCUGCCCGGGCCCGAGAGCGCCGUGCAGAUCCGCGUCGCCAUCCAGGAGGCCGAGGACGUGGAGGGCCCGGAGGACGAGGAGGGGGGCGCAGAGGCGCAGGGCGCGGGGGACCCGGCCCGCUACCUCAGCCCCGGCUGGGGCAGCGCCAGCGAGGAGGAGCCGAGCCGCGGACACAGUGGCGCCACGACGAGUGGGGGCGAGAACGAGCGUGAGGACCUGGAGCAGGAGUGGCAGCCCCCGGACGAGGAGCUCAUCAGGAAGCUGGUGGAUCAGAUCGAAUUCUACUUUUCUGAUGAGAACCUGGAGAAGGAUGCCUUCCUGCUGAAGCACGUGAGGAGGAACAAGCUGGGCUACGUGAGCGUCAAGCUGCUCACGUCCUUCAAGAAGGUGAAACACCUUACACGGGACUGGAGAACCACAGCGCAUGCCUUGAAGUACUCAGGGACCCUCGAGUUGAAUGAGGACCACCGGAAGGUGAGGAGGACCACCCCCGUCCCACUCUUCCCCAAUGAGAACCUCCCCAGCAAGAUGCUCCUGAUCUAUGACCUCUACCUGUCCCCCAAGCUGUGGACCCUGGCCACCCCCCAGAAGAAUGGAAGGGUGCAGGAGACGGUGAUGGAACACCUGCUCAAGCUGUUUGGGACUUUUGGGGUCAUCUCAUCAGUGCGAAUCCUCAAGCCUGGGAGAGAGCUGCCCCCAGACAUCCGGAGGAUCAGCAGCCGCUACAGCCAGGUGGGGACCCAGGAGUGCGCCAUCGUGGAGUUCGAGGAGGUGGAAGCCGCCGUCAGGGCCCAUGAGUUCAUGAUCACGGAGUCUCGGGGCAGGGAGGGCAUGAAGGCGGUCCUGAUUGGGAUGAAGCCGCCCAGAAAGAAGCCGUCUAGGGAGAAGGCCCAGGAGGAGGAGCCCGUGGCGAGCGCCCACCCGGGCAAGUCCCCCAACCGCAGAGUGGGGGAGCUCCAGUCCCCGGCGGAUGAGGCCUCCGCCAGCGGCUCCUCCGACCCCGAGAGCAACCCCACGUCCCCCACGGCUGGCCGGCGACACGGGGCCGCCCACAGGCUCAGCCCUGCCGGCCACCAGAGUCUCUUCCUGAGCCCGAAUGCCUCCCCGUGCCCGAGCCCUUGGAGCAGCCCCUUGGCUCAACGCAAAGGCGUUUCCAGAAAGUCCCCGCUGGCCGAGGAAGGUAGGCUGAACCCGAGCGCCAGUCCCGAGAGCUUCCGCAAGGGCACGGAUUAUUCCUCAGACAGCAGUGUCACGCCCUCAGGCAGCCCCUGGGUUCGGAGGCGCCGCCAAGCCGAGAUGGGGGCGCAGGAGAAGAGCCCCAGAGCGAGUCCCCUGCUCUCCCGGAAGAUGCAGACUGCAGACGGGCUCCCCGUGGGGGUGCUGCGGCUUCCCCGGGGCCCCGACGACACCAGAGGGUUCCACGGCGGACACGAGAGGAGCCGGGCCUGUGUAUAAAUUCCUUCUAUUUUUAAUACCAGCUCCACUGAAAAUCCCCUUUGUUUUCAAGGUUCUGACAAGUUCCUGGCAUGACACAGAAUGAAAUUAAGUCCCCUUUGAAAGAUUUUGUAUACCUUUAGACCUCUUAAUUUAUAUAUUUGUAAUGUACAUAAAUUGCCCAGUAUGCUCUGGUUUUAAGACCAUCGUCUAGUUCAGAACCCCUGUUCCUCCCAGCAUGACCAUUAUUUUGCUGGCGCCCGACGUGUGCGAGGGUCGUGGCUCUGCAGGGCCGUGGGACGGGGGCGGCCCGGGAAGGUCUGGCAGCGGGUCUCUUCUUUGGGGCGGGGCUUGUCUCUGCAGGGACUGGGCUGCGCUCGGCUGGCCGUGCGAGGGCUCGCUGAAAGCCCAGAGGGGCCCAGCUGCGCACCAGCAACUAGUGACGCCAGCAGCAUGGUGUUUUAUGGGACCAAAUGUACGUUUCCUGUCAAGUGAAUAAAUAAUAAAACACCCGACCGGGA
Molecule: messenger RNA, 2031 nt
Organism: Camelus dromedarius (Arabian camel)
Lineage: Eukaryota; Metazoa; Chordata; Mammalia; Artiodactyla; Camelidae
Gene: LARP6
Product: La ribonucleoprotein 6, translational regulator
Exons: 3
Coding region: 53-1531 (492 amino acids)
Biological process (GO): RNA processing
Cellular component (GO): nucleus
Molecular function (GO): mRNA binding
Source: RefSeq, a predicted model, not a curated record